This is a messenger RNA of Populus trichocarpa (black cottonwood), 2374 nucleotides long. Its product is annotated as probable prolyl 4-hydroxylase 3. Gene Ontology annotation, biological process: peptidyl-proline hydroxylation to 4-hydroxy-L-proline. NCBI's taxonomy places the organism in Eukaryota, Viridiplantae, Streptophyta, Magnoliopsida, Malpighiales, Salicaceae. Bases 699 to 1286 code for a protein of 195 amino acids. The record is from RefSeq and is a predicted model, not a curated record. Gene Ontology annotation, molecular function: procollagen-proline 4-dioxygenase activity; L-ascorbic acid binding; iron ion binding. Gene Ontology annotation, cellular component: endoplasmic reticulum. The transcript is spliced from 6 exons.
UUUGUAUGAAGAAGCUCUCGUUCCAGAAAUCCUCCAGCGUUCUUUUGUUAGUUCUCAUCUCGAUAGUAUUUGGAGGUCUAUUCUCUCACUGGGCCGAUUCAGUUUCCUGUUGGAUCAAAGUCCCACGUUUAAUGUGCUUGUUGGGCCCAAUUUAAAUCUCCAGAUUUCUUGUUUCCGUGCAUGUCUUUUUCCCCCCCGAAGGAAUAGGUAACGACGUAACGUAAAACCCGGAUCCGAUUAGCAGGUGGAAUAGAGACCUAGAUGAUAAAAAAUUGAAGAUCUACCCUCUCACCUUGACUUGGCCCUUGCCCUUAUUGUGUUUUACAACUAUAUUACUUCCUAUUCGUUUCUGCUUAAAGUUUGAUGGUAUCCAUUUGAUUAUACAAAAACGGAGAAAAAAUUUGUUUGAGGAGAAUAAACCUGGUGCUGCCCCCUGCUGCCGGAAAGCUGAAACGUUAACCAGCAAACUAGACAAGUUGCCAAAAACACCCUUCCUACCCCACCGACAUACAGUUUCAGCAACAUAAGAACCCAGUGACAAUUUCGUCUGUACAGCAAAAAAUACCUGCCAUAUUUCGAAAACUUCCUAUACCAUAACAGACCAUCUUCUAACACCACCCCCGACACUUACACCUCGGUCCAAACCUCAAAUAUUGCUGUAAUCUAUUCAAGAAAGCCGAGGUUAGGGUUUAAAGACAAUGGUGAAAGUAAGACACUCGAGGUUACAAGCUAUAAAAUUGUCGACAUUUACGUUGGUCUCGAGUAUGUUAUUUAUGCUGACAUUUGUUCUUUUGGUGCUGUUGGGUCUUGGGAUUUUUUCUCUUCGUUCAAGCAGUGAAGGUUUUCCCCCCAAUGAUCUCAGUUCUUAUAGGCGUAUGACUUCUGAGAGAGAAGGUGAUCGAAUGGAGAAGAAAGAAGAAAAGUGGACUGAAAUUCUUUCUUGGGAACCUAGAGCUUUUCUUUAUCACAAUUUCUUGUCAAAAGAAGAAUGUGAAUAUUUAAUAAACCUUGCAACUGUGGUCGAUGCCGAGACGGGUCGGAGUAUAGAUAGCCGGGUGCGUACAAGUACUGGAAUGUUCUUGGAUAGAGGACAGGAUAGAGUCAUCAGGGACAUAGAAAAGAGGAUAGCUGACUUCUUUUUCAUUCCUGUAGAGCAUGGAGAGGAACUUCAAGUUCUCCACUAUGAAGUUGGACAGAAGCACGAGACUCACACUGACUAUUUCGUUGACGAGUUCAAUACAAAGAAUAGUGGCCAGCGGACAGCUACUCUUCUUUUGUCCUCUUGAGAACAUGUAAUUGGAUGUGCUUAUAUACAUCCAGUAAAUAAACUCAUGCCUUUCCUAUUCCUCUUUUCUUUCUGCUCCUUAUGGAGGUCAGAUGUUGAAGAAGGGGGUGAGACUGUAUUUCCUUAUGCCGACGUAAACAUAAGCUCUGUGCCCUGGUGGAAUGAGUUGUCUGAAUGCGCCAAACAGGGCCUUUCACUGAAACCAAAAAGGGCAAUGCAUUGCUUUUCUGGAGCACAAGACCUGAUGCCAUCAGAUGCUUCAAGUUUGCAUGGGAAGCUAAUGCCCGUUCCACUAAUAAAAUUGUUAUAAUGGCCUGUGCCAGAUAGCUGCCCUGUGAUUAGAGGGAACAAGUGGUCAGCUACGAAGUGGUUGCAUCUUGGGGAAUACAAUGUCUAGACUGUAACUGUAAAGGUAAUUUUUGAUGGCUAAAGGAGUUACUAAUUUUGUGUGAAAUCAGAGCUGCCAUGUGUUUCGGGAACUCCAUUGGUGUUAUAGCUACCGAUGCCCUUUUUGCUGCCAUCUCUGUCUGUGGGUGUGUAGUGGCAACAGAAAACCUGCCUUCCUGAAUAUGAUUCUUGGUUUUUGGUACAAAAAACGUUUUGCAACGACUAUGAUCGAAGCUAUUUGCUAAAUCAAUUAAAUCUAUUGACUUCUAGCAAUAUAAUCAUAUGAGAGUACAUUUUUCUUCUUUUGUUCUAUCAGCAGGAUAGGAAGACCUGUACCAUGUGGAUCAGUUGCUGUUCAUGGUGAAUCGUUUUAGAAUUCCUGAAACAUGGAGGUGGGUACCUCAUUGUAAUCAAACAGAUAGUUUCUCAGGCAUGGAGAUUUUUUUUUCUUUUGAUGGGACUUUUUUCACUCUUCUAGCCAGCAUUUAGGUUUGAAGUCGGUGGUCUUGAUAAAAUUCUUAUAGUUAUAGACUCCAAUGGGGUAGGAAAAUUGGCUGCAGGUGAUGCCACAACAUCCUUCAGCCAACUGUAAAACUAACAGAAUAAAUCCCAAAUACAGAUCACUGGCAUUUCUUCAGUUCGACUAACUGUGGGUGCCAUUUGUUGGAAGCUGGUGCUUAUGAGUUAUUAUUUUCUUCAGAA